AAGCGGGUCCCAGAGCCGGCUCCGUCAUUCAGUUCCUGUAUUUCACACUGUGCUCCCACUGUUGAAGGAUAAUGGCCCGGACCAAGCAGACAGCGCGCAAAUCGACCGGAGGGAAAGCUCCUCGCAAACAGCUGGCGACCAAAGCGGCGCGGAAGAGCGCUCCAGCCACGGGCGGAGUGAAGAAGCCUCAUCGCUACAGGCCCGGCACCGUGGCUCUGAGGGAGAUCCGGCGCUACCAGAAAUCCACCGAGUUGCUCAUCCGCAAACUGCCCUUCCAGCGCCUGGUGCGGGAGAUCGCUCAGGACUUCAAGACAGACCUGCGCUUCCAGAGCUCGGCCGUCAUGGCCCUGCAGGAGGCCAGCGAGGCUUACCUGGUGGGGCUCUUUGAGGACACCAACCUGUGCGCAAUCCACGCCAAGCGAGUCACCAUCAUGCCCAAAGACAUCCAGCUGGCCCGCCGCAUCCGCGGGGAGCGCGCCUAAACUCCACCUCUCCACCAACAACAAACGGCUCUUUUAAGAGCCACUAAUCCGGCAGAAGAAAGAGUUGUGGCUUUCUGUUUGAUGUCCUGUUGCAUUAAUGUUCUGUUCUUUCCAAAGGCUCUUUUCAGAGCCACCUACAGUGUCUAUCAAAGGGCUGAGCACCGGCUGGGUAUUUCAGUUCAGAAGAUCGCUUCGCGGCAAGCCUCGCCCGCGAUACGCUCGAAAAUAUCGUUGACGAACGAGUUCAUGAUGCCCAUGGCCUUGGAAGAGAUGCCGGUGUCCGGGAUAAUGGAUUCUAAAAGUAGAAGUAUUGGCCCAAGGAGAAUGGCCCGGACUAAGCAGACAGCGCGCAAAUCGACCGGAGGGAAAGCUCCUCGCAAACAGCUAGCGACCAAAGCGGCGCGGAAGAGCGCUCCAGCCACGGGCGGAGUGAAGAAGCCUCAUCGCUACAGGCCCGGCACCGUGGCUCUGAGGGAGAUCCGGCGCUACCAGAAAUCCACCGAGUUGCUCAUCCGCAAACUGCCCUUCCAGCGCCUGGUGCGGGAGAUCGCUCAGGACUUCAAGACAGACCUGCGCUUCCAGAGCUCGGCCGUCAUGGCCCUGCAGGAGGCCAGCGAGGCUUACCUGGUGGGGCUCUUUGAGGACACCAACCUGUGCGCAAUCCACGCCAAGCGAGUCACCAUCAUGCCCAAAGACAUCCAGCUGGCCCGCCGCAUCCGCGGGGAGCGCGCCUAAACUCCACCUCUCCACCAACAACAAACGGCUCUUUUAAGAGCCACUAAUCCGGCAGAAGAAAGAGCUGGGGCUUUCUAAUG
Messenger RNA from Leucoraja erinaceus (little skate), 1297 nucleotides. RefSeq lists its product as uncharacterized. The record is from RefSeq and is a predicted model, not a curated record. Gene Ontology annotation, cellular component: nucleosome. The transcript is spliced from 4 exons. Lineage: Eukaryota; Metazoa; Chordata; Chondrichthyes; Rajiformes; Rajidae. Gene Ontology annotation, molecular function: DNA binding; structural constituent of chromatin; protein heterodimerization activity.